UCGGAUUAACCCCUAGUGGCCCGGAUUAACCCCUUCUGGGAUCGGGGACCGUGGAUAGACGGAGGCUGCAGAGGCGCCCCCGUCGGGGCAACGUGGACCAUGCCGGCUCCUCCGGGACCAUGUUGGCUGCUCGUGCUGCUGGUCGCUACCCUCGCCUUGGCCGGAACCAGCGCCACGGUGUUUGGCACCUCCGCGUCUGUGGCGGCGGCGGCGUCCGUGUCCCAGGUGGAGGUGCCGGCCGUCCCGCUGGCCCCGCCGCCCGGCGGGGUGAAGAAAGUGAUGUACUACGACGGCAAGACCCUGGCCAGGGUGGAGUACGGCCAGGACGGAGUGACGCUGCAGACCUGCCGCCUCUUCGAGCUCGAUGACGAGCGCGAGGCGGAGCCCAUCAUCAAGGCGCAGGGCCUGCCCGUGCAGCCCGUGGACCUGGCCACCAUGCUGCGCCUCAUCUCGCAGUGCAGGGAGCUGCGCGACUGGACGGCCAGCACCAACAGCACGCUCCAGUGGAGCGCCUCUUCGCUCUGGAGCGGCAUCAUACCCGGCACCAAGUGGUGCGGCCUGGGGGACAUCGCGUCCUCCUACGAGGACCUGGGCUCGCAGGUGGCCGUCGACCUCUGCUGCCGCGCCCACGACCACUGCCCCGUCAAGCUCAAGGCCUUCCGCAGUGGCUACGGACUCGUCAACUUCUCCCUCUACACCAAGUCCCACUGCGACUGCGACCGUGACUUCCAUGGCUGCCUCCGCGGAGCCAAGAGCAACAUCGCGGACACCAUCGGCAACGUCUACUUCAACGUCAUCAAGGUGCCCUGCAUACGCAAGGUGCGCAAGGCCGUCUGCACGGACAGGGGGCGCUACAGCCGCAACGAGAACAACUGCGAGGCCUGGGCCUACCAGGAACUGGGCAUGCAGUUCGUGCCGACGGAGCACCACUACGAAUGAACACGCUCGGCGGUGACCGUCGGUCGGGCAUCUGUACUGCGGCGCAGCUACCGAGGAAACUUGUAUGUGGUGGCGGCGAGGACGUCCUGGGGCAUAUCGAGAUCCGGGCUGACUCCUCGUCUUCGAAACUGCGCCGUACACUGUGUCCUGAUUCGCCUUCGGAAGUGUGCAAUGCGGCCGUCUUUGUCGUCUUUGUGGUGCUAUACGGUUGGUUCCAGUGCAGCCAUCGACGGAAACAGUUUAUAUAUUUUGUUAAUAUUGUUUUA
This is a messenger RNA of Ixodes scapularis (black-legged tick), 1205 nucleotides long. RefSeq lists its product as uncharacterized. Bases 100 to 939 code for a protein of 279 amino acids. The transcript has 5 exons. Gene Ontology annotation, biological process: phospholipid metabolic process; arachidonate secretion. The record is from RefSeq and is a predicted model, not a curated record. Lineage: Eukaryota; Metazoa; Arthropoda; Arachnida; Ixodida; Ixodidae.